Scatophagus argus is the source of this 3772-nucleotide messenger RNA. RefSeq names its product transmembrane protein 132A (gene tmem132a). The record is from RefSeq and is a predicted model, not a curated record. Bases 1 to 3126 code for a protein of 1041 amino acids. The transcript is spliced from 13 exons. NCBI's taxonomy places the organism in Eukaryota, Metazoa, Chordata, Actinopteri, Scatophagidae.
AUGGCAAAUGUCAGCAAGGCCAGCGUGUGGUGGGGCAGAAGAGGAGUUGGCAUGCUGCAGCUCUUUUGGAUUUUCAUAGAACUUCCUCCAUCCCUCCAGCAUCCUUCUCUCCCCCUCUCCCUGCCAGUCCACAUGUCGGUUGUCCCUCCUCCAUGGCAGUUCCUCCCUCUUUCCCAGGCAGAGCUGGGCCCUCUUUUCUCCAACUCCAGCCCCUUCUCCUUCUCCCAGAGCCUGUUUAUGGUGCCCCCACACCGCCAGGUCCCCAGAGUGGGCCUCCAGGCUUCAUUUGGCCCUUACUCAGUUACACAGCUAAUAUCAGAGCCUAUCUUCUCCACCUCUCCACUUCUCUCUGCCUCCCUCCUGUCAGAGCAUGUGGAGAGAGAGAAUGAUGAGAGAGGACAGAAGAGAUUCAGGGUGAGGAUUCUGUUCCACAAGCAGGGUGACACCAGCACCAGAGGAACCUGCAUCACCCUGCAUGCCUUCAAGGAGACAGAGGAGCACAAGGCCUCCUGUAUGACGCAGCCUCCCCUAGGGCUGUGUGUGGUAACUCUGACACUGCCCAGUGACUGGUUCAACCAAGCCAACCAGUCUUAUCAGGAUUUGGACACGCAGCACAGCAGUAUCCAUCUUCGUCGUCGGGUGCAGAAGCGGGAAUGGCAGCAGGGUAAACAUCAGCGUGGAUACCAGCGGGGCCCCAUGAAAAACCAGAUACAGCUUUACUAUUCUUCCUUCGAUACAGUGGCUGACCUAGAGCUGACACCAGAAGGAUGUGUGGCAGACCGAGUGGCACCAUCUCAGAGGCAACUCUUCCAUAUCAAAGCUGUGACUCUGAAGGAGGAGGAGCAGAAAGAAAGAGGGGAUAGCAGAACCAAAGAACAAGAAGCUUGUUUGAACGGGCAGGAAGAGGAAGAGCUCACUUUGGACUCCCAUGUUGUGAUUCGCUAUCACAGGGGCCUGGUCCUGAUAGGACAGCCAGUCAGGGUGUCUGUGAAUCUGAGAGCCAACUUCAGUGCUGAGUUUGUUGUCAUAAGGCUGAAAGUGAAGAAAGGCUUGGUGUCAAUGGUGGCCCAGAGAACUCUGACCUCUGACCUGUGGGGAGUAACCCUGGAAAAAAGCCAAGGCUCCAAACACGACGUGUUGUCCAUCUUCUGCCACAAACACAGCAUACUGAAACACACACACAAUCCCAGUCUCCUCCAGCAGGUGGUGUGUCUGUCAGUCGAUGGCCUGAAGCAGAGCUUCGGUGUUGCCAUGGCAGUGCCUGCUAACUGGUGGGUAGAGUACUCCGGAAGUAGUAACCCUUUAUCACCACACAAGACAGCAGUGAGCAUCUUCUCCUUUGCAGAUCGGCAUAUCUUUGGAAUUGCUCCCAUUACAGAGAGUAACACAAUCAUCAACACAGCUAUACUGACCAACCAGCCGGUUUCACUUCCUGUCAUUGUAUUGGCCAUAAGUCGUGAUGGGAAGGUGUCAGAUGUCACCUCUGCAGUCACAUGUCACUCUCUGAACGAGAACACUGUCAAGGUGUCCAGUGAUUGCUCUACUCUCUUUGUGGAUGGCAGCGAAUCAGGAUUGGGUAACACAUGUGCAAUGGUGGAGUUUCUACUGGGCACACUCCGUGGCUCUGUGUGCCUGCAGGUGUGGGCUCCUUCAGUGCCCUUGAGAGUGUCCUUGUCAGAUCCGGUUCUCAAUGCCAUUGAUGGUUGGAACCACUUCACAGAUAAAGGGUGUGUGCCAGUGUAUCAGCGCUCCUCAGUCCAGGUUCUGACUCAGUUCACAGCUCAGGACUCCCACAGCAGAACCACACACCUUCUGGGUUCUUCUGAUUGGUUUGUGGAUGUUACUGAGCUGGUCCUUGACUUGCUGAGAAUAGAAGACCCUCGAGUGGCUUCCAUUGGAACCCAGAACAACCUGAUUGGUUUACAACCAGGAAAGACAUCACUCCAUAUCAUCUCUAAGCAGUGGGAUGGUGUGCUGGGCAGAAGUGACAUCACUGUGACCUCUGACCCCGUCACCCCUGGGGAUCUGUCGGUGCAGGUCGUCAGUGGCCUUGGCAUGUCAGUCAUGGCAAGCCCUACACACCCUUCCAUCAUCACAGCAACAGUGACAGCCUACAACAUUCUCUACAACCAUCACCAGGAGGCAUCUAUCAGCGUCUGGCUCCAGUUCAGUGACGACACUGCCUCGCUCCUUUCCUCCUUCAGUGACCUUCCCUAUUUCUUGCGUCUCUCCUCAUUGGCUGAGACUGUGGUUGUGGUGACGCCCGGCCCCAGCCAACGCAUCUUCGCUCAGGGUGAUGGAGGUGGGCCUUUAUUGCGUACAGAACUUCUGGUCUCAACCUGUGCUGACCAGCCAAUCACCUCCAACUCCAUCAGUGAAGGCGAUAGGGACUGGAUAAACACUGGAGGUGGAGGAGGAGGAGGAGGAGGAGGAGGAGGGACCAGGAGGCUGGCAAGAGGAUCUGGUUGGAUAAGAGUCAACCUACACUUGGACUUCUUGCCGCCAGUAGGAGACAACAAUGAAGACGGCGAGGAGUUUGAGUUUGACGUUUCAGACACACUGGUUGAGUCAGAUAGUGACAUCUAUGUAUCAAACUUUGACAGCAAGGAAAGUGGGAAUGUAAGCAGUGAUUACUAUGGCAGAAUGGGUGAGAAGAUGACUAACAGAAACUGGAACGAGAUGGGGACUGGAGGGAUGGUCAGUCGGAACAAUCUGGAAAGAGCUGUGCUGAUGCCAAGCCAGGAGGAGGGUGCUGUGUACUUCUCCCCUAGCCAGGAGAAAAAGGAAGAGGGCAAGGAGGACGAGGAGGAAGGACAGGGAGCCCGAGAGCUAGAGGUCGGUGUGGGUGCUGUCCUCUCUCUGCUCUGUCUCUCUGCCGUCCUCUUCCUAGCAAACUGUCUGCCCUGUGCCCUGCGAGAUCAGAGGAGGACAAUGAAGGACGAGGAGAGAGAAGGGGAACCAGAGGGAGGUGCAAAGGAAGAUGAGGCUGUAGAAACGAUGAAGACAGAGAUAGUGGACUGGCAGGCAGAGCAGAAGAAGAAGGCAGAAAGUGAAGAAAAGAUUGAGCAGCAGCAGCAGGAGGGGAAGAAUAAGGAGUGUAUUACAGAAGUAGAAAUUAUUUGCUGAUACGCAGGUCAAGCUGAAUUUCUUACAAAAUCAGUACUCACUUUGACAGAAUAAUCACAAGGAAGAUGAAGCAGAGUCAUUAUUGUACCCUCACGCUAUCAACGUGUUUAGUUCAAUUAGACAAACCUUAGCAGGGCUGUCAUAGAUACUUUACAGUUUUUGAUUGCUCUACUCAAUAUUUGUUUGUUUCCCACAGUGAAAAUUAUGAUAUCACUUUUUUAGGGUUUAAUUGUUUGCAUUAUUUUUUGCCAUUACCCAAAUGGCACAGUGCUGUGUGAUGUGGCUGCUGUGCCAUUUAAUCUGUAAAUUUCUUGUCAUACUCUCAAAGUUAUAAAACAACAUACUAAUAUUUAAUUGGUUAAAAAUAUUAGAACUUUCUUGGAGCUAAGAAAUAUAUUCAGAGAAAUAUGUUCAAACUCAAGCGAAGCUUUUCUGUGAAGUGACAAAUCUGAUUAAAUUAUGCAUUCUGACAUCUCAGCAGUGCUUGUGGCAGCCAGUGAACCAUACAAUUGUAUUAUAUUGAAUAAUUAUUCUGUAAUUAGAAACAAUAUGUUUAACUCUAAAUAGAAUGUUUGGUUUUCAGAAUAUAUGUCAUUUUGUCAGUUGUGUGUUUCUGGUUCCUUAACAGUGUGUUUCAAAUAAAGUG